Messenger RNA from Thamnophis elegans (Western terrestrial garter snake), 3275 nucleotides. RefSeq names its product nucleoredoxin like 2 (gene NXNL2). The coding region runs from base 2604 to 3074 and encodes 156 amino acids. The transcript is spliced from 2 exons. Lineage: Eukaryota; Metazoa; Chordata; Lepidosauria; Squamata; Natricidae. The record is from RefSeq and is a predicted model, not a curated record. Gene Ontology annotation, biological process: photoreceptor cell maintenance; sensory perception.
GCAACAUAACCUUUAGGCUCAAUUAUGGUCACAAAUCAAGGACUAUCUGUAUUUGGUUUUUUGGUUGCAUUAUAAUAUUUCUCAACCAUGUGAGCUGGGAAUUAUGGGUGUCGGUGUCUAAUAAAUAUACAAAAUGAUUAUUUACCAUUUGCUCCUCCAAGAAAAUGACAUUUUAUUAAACAUCUGCAGUAUAUUAAAAUUAGCCUUUUCAUCAAAUAUUCAAGUAAAAUAUAUGUUUUUGCUGUUUAAUAGUUCUCAAGGGAAGAUCUAUAAUUGUGUUACAAUUAUUUAAUUGCUAAAUGUAACAUAAACAAGCAAAAUCUACUUUGUGGAAAGCUGCUAUAUUUACAGUUAAAUAUCUUAUAGUCAUAAAUAUUUUAGACCUAUAAGUGGUCUUUUGUUAACUGCAUCUCCACAGAGUACAAUAAUCCACUUUUUCUUAGAAUCAUGUUCGAUGAUUUGGUUUUGUUUUCCUUUAGAAGAAAUGAGAUAACUUUCACUCUCUAGGGUCUUCUUUUCUAAAUCCCUAGAUGAUAUUAGCUUUGCACUCUACAUAAUUAAACUGCACUGCAUAUAAUUACCAGACUGUUAGAAAAAUACAAGAGGCGGGAGACUUCUAUAGCCGCGUAUUAUUUCUUUCUUAUGCAUAUGUAGUGUAUGUUCCCAGGGCACUUGUUUUAAUCUCAAUAACUGUCUGUAGUAGGAUGGGAAGAGAGAUAAUGACUAGCCUAAAAUUACUCAGGACAUUCAGGGUGAAGGAAGGACUUGAAUUUGAUCUUUCUCUUCACAGACUAACGUUCAGCUUUUUCUCAUCUGGCUACAGGGACUGCAAUCUCAGAAUUCCCAGCUGAAUUCCCCGUGACUAUACUAUAGAAACAAGAACUGUAGGCCCUUCCACCUGAAUUUGUCUGCUUCUAAUCUGUACCAUUCUCAAAGGAGCACUUGCUGUGCAACCAAAGCAAAGCUUGACAUUUUCCACUACAGUGAGUACUUGUAAGAUGGAAAGAGUAAGGCAAAAAUUAUCAGGAGAAAUUUCAGGCACGUCUUUAAUAAGGCCUGCAGCUUUUUAAAGGAAAUUGAGGGAUAUGAACAAUUAUGCUAGGAGUGCAUGGCUGUGUCUGGUUUUUUUUAAAAGACUUCCUUAAUGGCCAUCAUUGAUGGAACUUCCUAGAGUUACACUCAAAAACAUUGGAAGAAUUUUUUAAUUAUUAUUAAUUAUUCAAAAAACCUGGUUAAGGCAAUGCUCAUGUACCUGGGCAUACAGAUAUACUUUCUGGCUGUGAAUGUACAUGCAGCGGGGAGCAGCUUGCCCUUUAAAUAAUAGCUUUAUCAGCCCCAAAGUCACCUGAAUGGACAGCCAAAAGUAGAAGUGAUAAACUGAUUGGGAAAGGAAGGAGUAAUGGCAGCACUUUCCAGUCACUGAAGGGUGCAGUAGACGCAAAACAGAGUUAUCUCACAACUGCAGUAUCUAAGGGAGGAGCAAGUUCAGGCUGAGGCACCUCAUCCCAGUCCAAAAUCGCCUCCACUAAUACAAAUCUGAAAGGGAAGACUACAUUGUUCCCCUCAGUCAAACCUUUAGAUCAGGAGUCCCCAAACUUGGUAACUUUAAGACUUGUGGAUUUCAACUCCCAGAAUUCUCCAGCCAGCCAAGUUUGAAGACCUCUGCUGGAGGUUAACGUGAUUUUUGCAAUUACUUUCACUGCUCUGUGCCAGCUUUUAACCAGUCCUUCCCAUUGUUCCCAGUUCUCAUUCAACGUGGUUAUGCUGAUUGAGAAUGCUUCGUAUUGGCAAUAUACUAGAGUACCUGGCUGAAGAAGACUCCUAGGAAGGUUACUGGGGUAUUUGUACUUGAGGCUUGGAGAUGCUAGUAUAGUGCAACGCGAAAAGGCAAACGCACCCUGUUCUCUAGGAGGGUACACUUUACUCCCACUCAUAACAAGCUUCCUUCCUUUCCCACAUUUUGCAGGACUGAGCGACUGAGUCGACCUUCUGCUGGCCUAUCGUUGUGGUCUUGGAUUUGAAGGGCGAGCAUUAACUUGGUCACACUUGUCGCUCCGUCUUCUCCACCGAGACACGUCCCUUCGCGGUGCAAUCGGGUCUGGGGAAUAUUCUUGAGAAGAUGCGCGCUUUCCCAACGCUCCUCUAAGUCUGGCUUUGGAGGUCUAUUUUUAAAAAACGUCAUCUCCAUUUAUAGCUCAGGCAAAUACAUUCGCAAGCCUUUAAUCCCGCUCAUCGGAUUCUCUGAGCCCGACGUUCAUUUUUCUUUCUCUCCCGUCUACGUGUCUGCCCUCCAGGCGUCGGGGCUUUUAUUUUUCUCAGGGCGGUUCUGGGCAGAGAUCGGAUCCGAGUGACUUCGCCCCGCGCCUCCAGUCGCCUCCCAGGGCGCUUUUGUGAGCGAAGAGCCUCCUUGCAAAGUUAGCAGUAGCGGGGAAAAGGACGGCGCUCAUUUUUCCCGCCGUCGGGGGGAAACGUUGUCCCGUGGAUGUUUUGCGAGGGUCGGCGUAAGCAAUUCAAGGGCCGUCUGUCCUGCAGUUGACUCCUUCCCUUCCUACGUAGCUCCUCCGAGCGGCCGCUCGUCACUCGCCCGCCCUCCCGUUCUCAGCAUGGUGGAUUUGUUCAGCGGGCGAAUCCUCGUGAACCUGGACGGCAGCUUCGUGGACCCCGAGCAAGCUUUGGAGAACAAAAUCGUGGGCUUGUACUUUUCGGCCGCUUGGUGUUCCCUCUGCAGGGACUUCACCCCCACGCUGUGCGAUUUCUAUAGCGAAUUGGUGGAUGUCGUCACAAAUCCGGCCCCUUUCCAGAUCGUCUUCAUCUCGUCCGACCGCAGCCGGGAAGAAAUGUCGAGCUUUAUGUACAAGAUGCACCCGGGCUGGCUGGCCUUGCCCUUCCACGACCCACUUAAGCAUGAAUUGAAGAAGAAAUACAACAUAACAGCCAUUCCCAAACUUGUGAUUGUUAAACAAACUGGAGAAGUAAUUACCGAUAAAGGGAGAAAGCAGAUCCGUGAGAGAGGGCUCAACUGCUUUCAAAACUGGCUUGAGGGGGCUGAUGUCUUUCAGAAUUUUUGUACCUGAACCAAAAUAGUAUUUUCAGACUUCAACAAAACAAUAUCUUUGCUAUCUGCAACUAGACUUAGAGGAGAAAUUACAUUCUCCUUUUUUAAUGUUUGACUUGCUUAAUUCUGAAUCCUAUAUGACUGGAAUAAUUAGACAUAGUGUAUCUGAGUCUUUCAUAGUUCUCCCUUCUAUAUUACUGCUAUUUAUACUUUUAUUACA